Cherax quadricarinatus is the source of this 2545-nucleotide messenger RNA. RefSeq lists its product as uncharacterized. Lineage: Eukaryota; Metazoa; Arthropoda; Malacostraca; Decapoda; Parastacidae. Gene Ontology annotation, biological process: regulation of transcription by RNA polymerase II. Gene Ontology annotation, molecular function: RNA polymerase II cis-regulatory region sequence-specific DNA binding; DNA-binding transcription factor activity, RNA polymerase II-specific. Gene Ontology annotation, cellular component: nucleus. The record is from RefSeq and is a predicted model, not a curated record.
GGUUGAUACAGGUAAGGAUGGUCAGUGGUGUGUGAGUGGCCAACCCACAUACACCUCUUUACCGAAACUAAAUUGCGCAACUGUUUAUGCGUUGAGCUGCUUAUAAGGCUCCAGAAUCGUUGUAGAACUCCCACUACCACCACUAUUACUGCUACUAUCAUCACUACUACAACUACUGCACUCUCGCUUUCGGGAAUAAUGGAAUAGUAUUUCCAUGUUCGUCAUUGUUGUGCAUUUGUGGUAAAAGUAUUUGUGUGGAAGAUGGCAGCUAAUUCCUCCUGCUACCGGCUGAACACUCGGCGAAAUUACUGUUUGAAGAUAUGAGAAUCAAAAAGUCGAGCUUCAACAGAGAAUCAGAACGGUUGAACUUUUCCAAGUGCAGACAAGAAGAGUUGCCACAUAAGCUGCAAGACUACCAUCACAUCAAGAGCACUACGACCAGAAGUCUGUUAUGGAGACGUGUGUGUUGAUGCCACGGGAGAUGCGUCUCCAGGAGACUUCUACCGGGGGGUCAUUGAGGGUGGUAACAGCCUCUACCCUUUCCCAGGGUACAACCUUCACCCCUACGUCUGGUACCCUCCGUACAGACUACCUUCACGCCCUUCCGCCCCUCCACCCCUGCGACCCUCGCUACAACUGGGGUUGCUACGACCGCUGGAGUAGUCGUCCUCUCGGAGUCUCAGUGACGACUACCACGAACAGCAGCAGCAGCAGCAGCAGCAGCAGCAGCGGCUCCAACACGAGUAGUGGUGGUGUUUUGAGGCAGUGUAACUGGGUGAGGUUCCUUACCGUGUGGCCCUGCUAUACGCCACACGUCAACAUGGUGGCCACCCUCCCAGCCCCCAACACCAUCACUUUCACCAUCACCAGGCAGCUACCGUCAGAUGUAGAAGUGAUAGCCUUCUUCUUACCCACGGAUGAGAUGCUCCUUCCACCUCCCUACUCGACCAUAUCUCUCUGCCCUUCAUAUGUGACCAGUCAACACCCUUUCGUGGUUGAGCUCUCCAGCAUUGCUCCAGCACCCAAACCCACUGAUGCCUCCAGAUUUACUGCUGCCGAAGGAACGGUGUUGAGUUCGAGCAGCCUAAAGCAGGAGGCGAGGAGCUGCCCGAGUCUGCUGGUAGCCACCGCCCUCUACCGCAGGGCAGUAGAGGUCCUCAUGCAGGAUGCGCCGCUGGACCUAUCACAACCGUUGCUGGGAAGUCGGUCAGCGUUGACGGAGAGCGAGAAACAGAGCUCAGGGUCUUCUUCAUCGUCAUCCUGCAGCGACUCCGACGUAACCCAGGGAACCUACAGUAGUGACUCCUUCAGGCUGAGCGACUCGUUGAGCCAGUAUGAUACCUUUCCCCAAUCAUGCGAGGUUGGUACAUCCUCGGAGACCAGCCUGGCUCGUCGUCCCAGAGAGAGAGUAUUACUUCCCUGUCACGUGUGUGGUAAAAUCUUCGACCGACCAAGCCUCAUCAAGCGUCACAUGCGAACUCAUACAGGGGAGAAGCCGCACGCGUGUGAGGUGUGCGGAAAGGGCUUCUCCACCAGUUCCUCUCUCAACACUCACCGGAGGAUUCACAGUGGGGAGAAACCUCAUCAGUGCGCAGCCUGCGGCAAGAGGUUCACCGCCUCCUCUAACCUCUACUACCACAAGAUGACCCACGUUAAGGACAAGCCCCAUAAAUGCUCUGUUUGCGGUCGGUCAUUCCCCACACCUGGCGACCUACGGUGUCACGCCUUCACCCACACCGGCCAGUGGCCUCACCGCUGCCCAGUAUGUGCCAAGGGCUUCAGCAAGCUCACUAACCUCCGUAAUCACCUCCUCCUCCAUUCAGCAGGAGCCAAGCGACGAGAGAGUCACCACCCCGCGCCGGGUAUCAGAAGUCAGGUUGUGUUGUAACGACGACAGGUCUCUGGUGCUGUCUGUUUUAGCUCGACCUCCACUCCUCUUGUCUGUGCAUCAGACAAAGCUUGUUCCAAAUAUAAUUGCAUCACUUGAAGAAUACGUAUCUCGAGGGGAAAUAGACAGAUUUUGCCUGGCCAGUUUUCUUAACCAAGACUUACUAAAAUUUACGAAAGUUAAAGUCGAUUACAGUACUUUGCCAGUCUAUGAAUUUGAAUUAAUUAUUUUUUUACUGCUUCGCUUGCAGGGCGUUUUCUUCCGAUGGUCCAUGUAAUUAAAUGGAAAUCAGAGAGAAGCAAAGUAUCAAGGCUUGAAAAUAAACUUAGAUAUACUAAUAAUAAUAAUAAUAAUAAUAAUAAUAACAGUAAUAGUAAAAAUACCAGUAAACAAAUGAAAAAAUAAGGCAUAUACAGAUAUUUUAAAUUCUAGCACCUAUUAGAAAAUUAAGUGUCUUUCUUCCUCUGGCAGUUACAAGUGCAAGGAAAGUGGAACAUUAUUUUCAAGAGUGAAAAUAAUACAUGUAUAUAAAUUAGAGCCUUGGAUAUAUGCACCAAAUUUGAUCAACACGACUUAACAGUGUAAAAAAAAAAAAGCCGGAAAUCCUAUAACGUGUGUGAAUUAACUUCGAAAUUUUGAGAGCACAAUCGUAAACAA